CACGCAGCGCGGCGCGACGCGGGCGGGGCGGGGCGCGCGGCGGAGCGGCCCCGGGACGGAGCGGCCCGUCGGGGAAGCCGGUUUGCGUUGCCGCCGCCACGGUGGCCGUGAUGCGCUCCGCUCGCGGCUCCCGGGAGCCCCGGCCGCCGAGGCGGGCUCUUCCGAGCAGCAACAGGAGAGCUCUAACUCUGGGAGGACAACAUUGUUCCUGUAACUGUGUGAGGACUGACUCCAGGACAUUGCCUGACCUCUGAGCCUUCAGCAUGGGGAGGAUUGGCAUCUCCUGUCUUUUUCCUGCCUCUUGGCAUUUUAGCAUCUCUCCAGCGGGAUGUCCUCGGAUUCUGAAUACCAACGUACGCCAAAUCAUUGUUAUUAGCAUUCUGGCUGCUGCUGUUUCACUGUUAUACUUUUCUGUUGUCAUAAUCCGAAAUAAGUAUGGGCGGCUGUCCAGAGACAAGAAGUUUCAAAGGUACUUGGCUCGAGUUACUGACAUUGAAGCUACAGACACCAAUAACCCCAAUGUGAACUAUGGUAUCAUGGUGGACUGUGGUAGCAGUGGGUCGCGAAUAUUUGUUUAUUGCUGGCCAAGGCAUAAUGGCAAUCCUCAUGAUCUGUUGGAUAUCAGACAAAUGAGGGAUAAAAACCGAAAGCCAGUGGUUAUGAAAAUAAAACCCGGCAUUUCAGAAUUUGCUGCCUCUCCAGAGAAAGUCAGUGAUUACAUUUCUCCACUCUUGAACUUUGCUGCAGAGCAUGUACCACGGGCAAAACACAAAGAGACUCCUCUCUACAUUCUCUGUACAGCUGGAAUGAGAAUUCUUCCUGAAAGCCAGCAGAAAGCCAUCUUGGAAGACCUUCUGACCGAUAUCCCUGUGCACUUUGACUUUCUGUUUUCUGACUCUCACGCAGAAGUAAUUUCAGGGAAACAAGAAGGUGUAUAUGCUUGGAUUGGCAUUAAUUUUGUCCUUGGACGCUUUGAGCAUAUUGAAGAUGAUGAUGAGGCAGUUGUGGAAGUUAACGUCCCCGGGAGUGAAAGCAGUGAAGCCAUUCUCCGAAAAAGAACAGCUGGUAUUCUCGACAUGGGAGGCGUGUCGACUCAGAUAGCAUACGAAGUCCCCAAAACUGUAAGCUUUGCCUCCUCACAGCAGGAAGAAGUAGCUAAGAACUUGUUAGCCGAAUUUAACCUGGGAUGUGAUGCUCACCAAACUGAGCAUGUGUACCGAGUCUACGUGGCCACGUUUCUUGGGUUUGGUGGCAAUGCUGCUCGACAGAGAUACGAAGACAGAAUAUUAGCCAGCACAGUUCAAAAGAACAGGCUCCUGGGGAAACAGACUGGUCUGACUCCUGAGACUCCAUACCUGGACCCCUGCUUACCCCUAGACAUUAAGGAUGAGAUCCAGCAAAACGGACAGACCAUGUUCCUGCGGGGAACGGGAGACUUUGACCUGUGUCGAGAGACUCUCCAGCCUUUCAUGAAUAAGACAAACGAGACUCAGACUUCCCUCAAUGGUGUCUACCAGCCCCCAAUUCACUUCCAGAACAGUGAAUUCUAUGGCUUCUCUGAAUUUUACUAUUGCACUGAGGAUGUGUUACGGAUGGGAGGGGACUACAAUGCCGCUGCGUUUACUAAAGCUGCGAAGGAUUAUUGUGCAACAAAGUGGUCGAUCUUGCGGGAACGCUUUGACCGAGGACUGUAUGCCUCUCAUGCGGACCUCCACAGGCUAAAGUAUCAGUGCUUCAAGUCCGCCUGGAUGUUUGAGGUGUUUCACAGGGGCUUUUCGUUUCCUGUCAAUUACAAAAACUUAAAGACAGCCUUGCAAGUUUAUGACAAAGAAGUUCAGUGGACCCUCGGAGCAAUCCUUUACAGGACCCGCUUUUUACCUUUAAGAGAUAUCCAGCAGGAGACCUUCCGCGCCAGCCACGCUCACUGGAGGGGCUUCUCCUUUGUGUACAACCACUACCUGUUCUCUGGCUGCUUCCUGGUGGUCCUGCUCUCCAUCCUGCUCUACCUGCUGCGGCUGCGGCGCAUUCACAGGCGGACGCCCCGCAGCGGCUCUGCCGCCCCCCUCUGGCUGGAGGAAGGCCUCCCGGCCCAGAAGAUUGCUGGCACCUUAUGAGUGGAGUUGGGGGCUCUGGGAAGACUUUCUGCAGGAAAAGCCAUUUUUGCCUCAGGGUUUCUCCUCUUUAUUCGCAUUCAGCUUUGUUUUUCCUUUUCCUUUUUGUUCUUGAAAGAAAAACAGAAUCCAUUGUUUGUCAGAUCUGCUGUCCUAGAAGUACUGCAUUUAGCAGUUUUGAAUACAGCUUUACAUUGAGGACUAGGGAAAAGGGAAAAUUGCUUCAUUUUUGCUGCAUAGGAUAUCUGCCAAAAAUUUCUAAGAAUGUUGGGGUUUUUUGUUAAAUUUAAAAGCACUUUGGUAUUGGAGGGAAGUGGCAAAGGUGUUUUCUAUCCAUGGAGAUAGGAUUGGAGAGUGGUACUUUCACAGAACCGAACGCUUCCUGGCUGGAAUUACAACCCUCUUUUUUCUGUAUCUGAAAGCUCUAGACUAACGAGGGUGAUGUUUAGUUUUUGUUAUAGUUCAGGUCUGUUGCUAUAUGUUUCCUUUGCAGUUUUAAAAAAUCAGAACUGUUUAUAUCCAAAAUAGAGAACCACAGACACCAGGAAAUAACUGUUUUUUAAAAUUGAUAGUAAAGAGACCUGGAAAAUGUGAAAUAAUGUCUAGAGGGCUCUGUGUGUGUGUGUGUGUGUGUGUGUGUGUGUGUGAAAUGCUAGUGAAAGAGUGAGGGAGUGCAGUGGUCUUAAAAACACACACUUCAAAAUUUACUGUUUCAUUUCAUUGUAUUUAGAAAAAUCCCCAUUACUGUUAUCUUUGCCCAACCACAGGUAAUUAAUUACCUUCCUCACCCCUUCUUUCAGUGGCCUGAGAACAGUAUUGGAAAAUUCAGGAAGUUUGAACUGGUUUUGAUGUUGCAAGAACUACCUGAUAUCUACCCAGACACUUCAGUGUGUCUUAGGAGCACAUUUUUCUUGUUUAAUUAUGCUCCAGUUCUUUCCAACUUUAGGUUGGUAUUCCACCCAAUUAAAAAUUAUCUCGGUUUUAUUUCAGAGACCCCAUACAUAGGUCUCCUUUUCACUGUUAUAUCUGAGGCUGUGUUGUCAAUGCCACUGUAAAUCCAGACUAAGACAAGGGUCUGAAUUUAAGUAAGAAAUAAACUCCCAUCUUGAGGAAAGCAAGUGUAACAUUUUAAAGAAGAACCUAAAAGGGAAACUAGAUUGGCAUAUGUAAGAUUGAUUGUUUUUCACCUAUUCGCUUAGUUUAGAAGCCUCGGGAAUUCCCAUACAUCAUUUCUGUAGGUGAAGUUCUUCUCCUGAGUGUGUGUGUACUGCUUGCAGGUGGUUAAAGGUAAACUUAAUUCCAGAACAGUUGACUUUGUGUAGUUGGUAGCAGACAUAUAUUCUGAGAACCAUUGGCUGCUUUUUCAAAGUCAUGGAUUAGAGAAAGAAUUCAGAUUCUGAAGCCCUUAUUUAACUUAGAAAGAAAGGCAGAUUUUUAUCUAGUUACCCAAAAACAUGGCAUACUGUAUGGUAAUGACUUGAAAGAUUACAAAAUUAUUAAAGAAUUCUCUUAAUUCUGCUUCUCAGAGUAAAUAUUCCAACAAUGAAAAGAUUAUUGGUAAAAUUUUGCCUCUCACAUAUCCAGAAUAUUGGAGGACUGGCCCGUUACAGCUUCUAAUGUGUAGAGUCCUGUUUCAGGGAGGAUUUAGGCAGAUGUCCCCAUGAAAGACACAGCUUUGGAAGUGUGGGUCCUUAGCUAUUUAAACGUUGGUCCCUAGUAAACCCUGCUCCUUUUUAAGACCCAGGCACAAAUGAGCUAUGUUAUAGAUCCCCCAGGGCAGAGUGAGUGGUGUGCUUCCUGAGUUCUGAGAUGGGGUUGCCCAGUAGGCUGGGUGGUGUCAGUGUUGAAGAGAAAGUAAGUUUGCACUUGAGUCUUUCUACCACCAGCUGUUUGGGAGUAGUCAGGCCCCAACAAGAUCUGAAAAUGUUCACAUGCCUGGAGUAUGUGACUUUGCCUUUAAAAUCAAGACAAGCAUAAGCCAGCAUAGGCACAGAUUUAAAAUAGGCCUUAAUUAAGACUUCCUACCAUAAACAGCCACUUUUAAAAUAAAGGAUGCCUAUUUGGUCCAGGUUUGUACCAUUCAAAGAGCAGAAUGGAGACAGAGGAGUCCUGUUUAUAGCUAAGGAUCCUCUGCAAGGACCUUCCUUACUCUCAGAAAAAACCCAAAUUAGGAUUCCAAGGCCCCAACAACCUUAUACUUUGUAGAGUUAAGCACCAUGCUCUCCUGACAAAGAAUUCCCUAGAGCUGGGCUUGGUAAACUAUUGUCCACAGGGAAAAUCUAGAAGACCCUUGAGAAUGGUUUUUCAAUUUUUAAGUGUUGUUAAGGGAAAAAAGUGAAGAAUGUGCUACAGAGACUAUACAGGGCUGAUAACGCCUAAAAGAUAUGCUAAGUGCCCCUUUACUGAAGAUGCUUGCUGACCCGUGUGAGCAGGCCCACUCUGGAAAGGACAUACGGUAGCAUCUCCUUACCUCAGGAAGGCAGUUACCAUUCAUGGGCACAAAACGAUGGGCAAGAGCCGCGCCCCCACUUCAGCCUCAGCAUAUUUGUUUAUGAACCACAAAUUCACUUUAUUAUCUUCUCCUCUUAUUUUCAAGAUCAAUUUUUUAAUAAAUCAGAAGACAUUUCCCCAGACCCCCGCCAAUUUAAAGUAUUAGGAGGGCUCCCUACUGUGUUGAGACAACUGUGGUCCUGAGGAGGCCUCCCAGGCGUCCUCAGCGCCCCACCGCAGAGGCAGAGCGGGUGCCUCUCCAGGCCUGCGGGCCGCCAGGUGAGAGGCGAGCGGGGAGGAGCUUCAGUGAGGAAAGGAAGAACUAGUAGCUGUUGAGGGCUGGCCAGGAGGGCAGUCAACUCCGAAUACUCUACCAGAAAGCAAAGGAAAUUGGGCUGGUGGGGACUUGUUAGAAUCCUGUCGGGGAAACCAUUUUCUGUUAAAUCCUGGUGGGAGCACGCCCACCGUCCCUGCUUUUGGUCAUCACCAGACAUGUGCUGUUCCUCCUUCAUGCUCCAGAGGACGUUCUCAAAGAUACGCUCCACGCCAGCACCUCACAGGACAAGUGCAAGCAUACUGAUGCGUACCAGUGGUUUUUGCACAUUUUCACCCUAAACUGCAGCCUCAGGCAGCACUCCCCAACCUUGGGUUAAUUGAAGGGGCUGUUUGUGGUUUGGCCUGGCCACCUGGAGGCUUGUUCCCCACCCAUGGGCCACACCUGUGCACGCUGGUUGGCAAGCUCCAAAUUAGCAGUUAAUUCAGUUUUAAACUUAGGCCUAGAUAGAAUAGUUUCCCUUAAAAGAAGCAUGAAUCACUUAACCAGAAGGUCAAAAAAGCAAAUAUGUUUUCCAAGCUUUUAAGGAAAAUCAGCUUUAAAAUUUUGUGUGGUAAUGUGCAAUGCAGCAAAAUACCUAUAGUAAAUUAUUUAGUUAUUUAUUUCUAUUGCAGUGUUUUGCGUGUUUUUUCCAUUGACUUGCCCUUUCAGUAAUGAAUGAUGUGACCAACCAAGGAGAAUCUCUGUUCUGUUACUAUUUCACAGUUAGGAAUUACAAACAUGAAGGGAGCUCUUUGAAUGUUUUUUAUUUAAAUGAUGUUUUCCAUUCAUCAUGAGAAUAACUAUCUUUGGGGCAUUGUUGUGGUGUCAUCUCACUUUCUGUAUUUGGCAACCUCAUAUUGCCACACUUGCACCCAAGUGGGUGUUAGGAAUCAAUAAAAGUUCAUUUGGUGGCCCAUAGA
Molecule: messenger RNA, 5837 nt
Organism: Manis pentadactyla (Chinese pangolin)
Lineage: Eukaryota; Metazoa; Chordata; Mammalia; Pholidota; Manidae
Gene: ENTPD4
Product: ectonucleoside triphosphate diphosphohydrolase 4
Exons: 13
Coding region: 264-2114 (616 amino acids)
Biological process (GO): nucleoside diphosphate catabolic process
Cellular component (GO): membrane
Molecular function (GO): nucleoside diphosphate phosphatase activity
Source: RefSeq, a predicted model, not a curated record